Molecule: messenger RNA, 624 nt
Organism: Lampris incognitus (smalleye Pacific opah)
Lineage: Eukaryota; Metazoa; Chordata; Actinopteri; Lampriformes; Lampridae
Gene: crybgx
Product: crystallin beta gamma X
Exons: 6
Coding region: 1-624 (207 amino acids)
Biological process (GO): lens development in camera-type eye; visual perception
Molecular function (GO): structural constituent of eye lens
Source: RefSeq, a predicted model, not a curated record
AUGAACAUCUUUACUAAGGUCCCAGGAUUAGCCCAACAAACCAGCAAGCUGGGGUCUGUUCUCCAACGUGCCUUCUACGGCUCCAGUGGAAGGGUGACUCUUUUCGAGCAGCGGAACUUUGCGGGCAGGCGUCUGGACCUGAGCUCCGACUGCCCGCGGCUGAGCGAGAAGAACUUCCCGGACAGAUGUAACUCUGUGCAGGUGGAGAGCGGAGCAUGGAUAGGCUACGAACACGAGAACUUCCGGGGCCGUCAGUACCUGUGGGACAUGUCGGACCGGGGGGAGUACAACUGUUACGACAAGUGGUGCGCUCAGGUGGACCACAUCGCCUCCGUCCGUGCUGUCAGACAGGAGAACAGCCCGCCCCGGGCCCAGCUCUUUGAGAGGGCCGGCUUCUCCGGGAAGAAGACGGAGAUCCAGGACGACAUCCCCAACCUGAUGAGCCGCUACAGCCUCAACCGGGCCGCCUCCAUCCGCGUCCUGGGGGGAGCGUGGGUGGUCUACCAGGAGCCAAACUACAGGGGUCCCCAUUACGUUCUGGAGAAACGCGACUACAACAGCUCAUCAGACUGGGGGAGUCAGGGCAACAUGGUGGGCUCCAUGCGGAGAGUCCGCUUCAAUUAA